This is a messenger RNA of Thalassophryne amazonica, 4277 nucleotides long. RefSeq lists its product as uncharacterized. Gene Ontology annotation, biological process: peptidyl-lysine trimethylation; positive regulation of proton-transporting ATP synthase activity, rotational mechanism; regulation of mitochondrial ATP synthesis coupled proton transport. The coding region runs from base 2444 to 3178 and encodes 244 amino acids. The record is from RefSeq and is a predicted model, not a curated record. Gene Ontology annotation, molecular function: protein-lysine N-methyltransferase activity. NCBI's taxonomy places the organism in Eukaryota, Metazoa, Chordata, Actinopteri, Batrachoidiformes, Batrachoididae. Gene Ontology annotation, cellular component: mitochondrion. The transcript is spliced from 6 exons.
UGUGCACACGCUUGUUUCUGCACGUUUUAUGUCUGAUUAUCACCCGCACCAGUAAACAUGUGCAGUUGUUCUAUGUGUAGUUUAUAAUAAUGUCGGGUAACGUCACACGGACUUCUUCCUUCCCGUGGCAACUGUUUAUAUUCGAACCUAUCAGCGGGGUUUGAAUGCAGCUGUGAUUCCAACGUCGUCAUUUUUAGUAAUUAGAUCGUCACUGCUACGUUAUUUCAUAAACAGGUGUUUCUGAGUAAUAGUUUGUCGGUUUUAUGUGACUCAAUUGUGGUAAACAAAACUUUUCGAGAAGGUCUUUGGAUAAGCAAAGGUCACAAUGGCGCCAUCUGUUGGUGGAAAAACUGCCAGAGCUUCGUUUUACUUUUGGACAGCAGAAAUUAGUGCAUUAUUCUGUCGAAGUCAGCUUAGUCUUAACAAUAAGUUAAAAAAAAAAAUCAAUGCUAUCAUCGUAUAACUCAUCAAAUUAAAAGAGCAGGUAAAGAUGAUCUCAUUAGAUGGUGAUUAACUCUGAAGUGACCAAACUUUGUUUUUCCUCUGUAAUAUCGAAGCAGCAGCAUACCAUUUCUAUUAGAGAACUGGGUCUCUCUUAGUGUCUGUAGCAGAAAUUGCAGAUCUUGUUUUAUCCUUCUUUGUUCCACUCCUCCAUGAAGCCAUGUAACUGUUGGUGGCUCAGACAAAAGCUGCACAAUUUCUCCAGUCACGGCCACAUCAGCCCGUAACUACCUCAGAGUUGUCUGGAUGUCUAUGUCGCUUCCUAGUCUUCUAGUAAAGGAAUAGUUGAUAGGUGAUCCGGAUUCCCCCCCCCCCCCCAUACACACACACACAUGCUUCAGUAUACAUGUGAAUUGCGGGGUAUUUGUAGAGUUUACAUUAUUGUCACUGAAUUAUUUUUAAUGUAAUAACCAUAAAUCUUUGAUGCAGAGUUACAGUGAGCUUAAAGUGUGAGUGGGGAAAAGCAACUUUGUGUUCACAUGAAUGAAGCUUCAGACAGUCUCUGCUGCCUAUAGACAGUGUAUACAGUGUGUGUGUUCGUGUGUGUGUGUGUGUGUGUGUGCGCGCGCGCGUGCGUGUGUGUGUGUAUGCAUAUAUUAUGCACAUCUGUGUCCAAGCAUGGAAAGAAUCAGUCCAAAAUAUCAGGAACUGAAGAAUGAGUGUAUACACAGCAUUUCCCCAUUUUCUCCAAAGAGGAAAUACAACAAAACAGACCUUAACAUAUAACAUUAAAUUCUGUUUCAUAAAGCUGUGGAUGUCUACAUCACCUGUUAAAAGGUUAAUGAUAAUAAUGUUAUGAUUAUUAUUAUCAUUGUUAUAUUAUUUUAUUAUAUUAUUUUCAAGUCCUGUGGAACAGGUUCACCUUUGGCAAAAGUCUUCUUUUUUCAGAGUGCCAUGCACACUCAGCUCAGUGACCUGAGGAUGAUGUGGAGAAACCCAAAGAUAUUGGAGCAACAUGUCAUUCCAGUGUUUGUGGUUUUUCUUUUGGUGAUUUUAAAAAUGAUCUGAUCUGUGACUAAAAUCUGUGAUAUGUUAUACCCCUAGCUGUUUGUAUUUCUUAAGGAUUAAGGUAAAUAAAGUCCAAGACAUCAGUGAUUUUCAUGAUUAAUCCCCUGACCUGUCUAAAGAAAACUGGUUAAAAAUGACUAUUUACUCAUGAUAUAUUUAAGGCAUCCAUAUAAUACAUAUGCACACCAUUCCUUUUGACUUUUACAGUUUUAUUUCAUAUAUGUCAUCUGAUAGAGAUUUGUUUUCACUGCAAGUUUAAAGGGCAUAAUUUUAGAAAUUUUAUUUUAAAGAAGCCUGGAUUCUUUUUCUUUUGCUAAAUAAAAUUGCGCACUCCAUGCUUUUAAUAUAUAGAUAUUCAUGUGUCUGGAAUCUCAGUCAAUGAGGUUGAAAGAUGUCUGGGUGGAUUGUCUGGAGUUGCAGAUGUCUUUGUCAAGGAUAAACGCUGCAAAAAUUGGAAGUUGAUAGGACAAAUAUUUUAGCAGAAAUUAGCAAUAAACAAUUGAUGUUGUGCUCCAAUGCACCAUGGGAGCUUAGGUUUUUUGGGGGAUUAAAAUGUUAUUGUGGUUCAUGUUAGUUUAACAGUGUUCCAUGUUAUUUGUACUUUGACCAAACAGUCCCCCAUCUAUACUGCAGCACUGUUAAGGAUCGACAUUAGAAAUUAUUAAAAAAAAAGAAGUACCUACUGUGGGUUCACAAGCAGUUGUCUUUAAAUUAUUUGUUUUAUCCAACCAGUAAUUUACAAUAAUGAUUAAUUGAAUUAACAGUAUUAGAAAGGUAGAAAAUCUUCACAUGACAUAUUUUCUUGUUAAAUGUCUUCACCACAAUUAUCUGGUAAUGGGCUAACCAGUUAAAUGAGUUGUUAUUACAGUAGGAAUGACAACAUUUUACAUGCGGUCAUACUUUCUGCUCUAACUUGCUGCAUUUUCUUUCCCAUAUGAGACAUUUUGUAAUGGAGGACUCUAUUGAGAUGAUUCUUCAAGACCAUGCCUGGGUUCUUCCUCCCAGGAAAGACCAUCCCGUGGUAACAGCCUGCACAGGUGCUCUACUCACUGGCCUCUACGGACUUUGGAGCCUCUUUGUCACGCCGGGCUUUCGCAAAGUCCCAUGCAGCCUCAAGCAACAAAUGUGGGAAAAGAACAAAGUGGUUCCUUAUUUGCCCUCCAGUAAAGAUCAGACACUCAACGUUAUGAAGCUCCUUGAGGGACGAAGAGGAUGCUUAGCAGAUCUGGGAUCAGGAGAUGGAAGGCUGGUGUUUGCUGCCUCGUCUGCUGGUUUUCAGUGCACCGGCUUUGAGAUCAACUCCAUUUUGCUCGCAUAUUCUAGGAGCAAGGCCUGGUGGACAGGAGUGCCCUCUAGCCAGGCAACAUUUGUGAACAAAGACUUCUGGAAGACUGACUUAUCGAUAUACAACAAUGUGACAGCUUUCCUUGCUCCAGGAGUGAUGGAGGUGCUGGCAAACAAGUUGUUCAAAGAGCUUCCUGAGGAUGCACGAGUUAUUGCUUGUCGGUUUCCUUUCCCAGAUUGGCCACACCAAUCAUCUGUAGGCUCCGGUCUCAAUCAGACCUGGGCUUAUGACAUCAGCACUGUGCGCUUCAUGAAAAUGAGGGUUGGGUUGAGGAACUGCCUGAACCAGCACCCAGUAGACAGGGUACAGUGGAGCAACCAGUGAUUUCUCUUUGGUUUUUUAUUUUUUUAUUCUUAAGUCUUCCAGCUGUGCUGCAAAAGAUGGACUAAGUAUGUCCCUUUUGGGCUUCUGUAUCAACAUGGCGGUACAAGAUAGCAGCCUCCAUGAGGUGGGCUCCUGCCAUGUUCCAAGAUAUGAAGAGCUCAUUCUAAGCUCCAGAAAACACACAGAUCCAUUGUUGCAGGUAAUAAAUACACCAAUAAAGACGUUGUUAUGAAUGCUGUAUUCAAUAUCUACUGGUAAACACCCCUAAAUCCUGCAUACUACAUAUCUUUCAAAUAAAUAUAUAUGUGUGACAUAUUGGGAUACUGAGGCUUUUUGGUCUUUGUGAUUUGACAAAAUGUUAAAUUUUCAAAUCAGCAAAACACAUGUAUAGUCAAAGCUCAAUUUUAGCCUCCUGUAUAGUGCUGUGCAAAAGUUUGAAGCAGUACAGUUUAGAUAAUAUAGUGGGAUAAUUUUUCCCUUCAUCUGUGGAUCAACAAAACAUACAGUGCAUUGAAAUUUACAACCUUUGUUAGUUAAAAUAAAAAUUAAAUGUGACAUUUUUUCAGAUUGUUUCACUGAAGAAAGUCAACAGAAAAAAAAAAAUUAAUGCACUGCGUGGUGUGUGACAAGAGCAUCAAGGGUUUGGUUGUCCGCCACCUUCAGUAAAGUCACAGACAUGCCUUUGAGCAAAAUCAGUCCAAACACGUUGCACAGUUGUUGGGAAUGUGUGUGAAAAUGAACAGGGUGUUCUUGGAGAGUGUGAAUAAAGACUUCCAAAACAGUUGACAUUUAUUCUGUAAUAAAAUGUUUAUGCAGUCGCCAGCAGUGUGAAGAUUUAAGUGUUAUGCUGACUUUGCACGUUUCAGCAACCAGAAUAGCAAGUCCAACAUGUGAAAGAAACUGGACAGUUUGAAGGUUAUACAGUUGGGUCCAUAGGUAUUUGGCCAGUUAUGCAAUUUUUGUAAUUUUUGCCUCUACACAACCACAAUGGAGUUGAAAUUAAAGAAACGUGCUUCUGGUUCAAACUAAGAUUUCAUUAAAUGGGUUAAACAAAAAUAACAAAUUAACCAUUUAGGGAUUACAGCCAUUUUUAAAUACA